Colletotrichum higginsianum IMI 349063 is the source of this 2961-nucleotide messenger RNA. Its product is annotated as LsmAD domain-containing protein. Gene Ontology annotation, molecular function: RNA binding. NCBI's taxonomy places the organism in Eukaryota, Fungi, Ascomycota, Sordariomycetes, Glomerellales, Glomerellaceae. The coding region runs from base 1 to 2961 and encodes 986 amino acids. The transcript has 4 exons. The record is from RefSeq and is a predicted model, not a curated record. Gene Ontology annotation, biological process: cytoplasmic stress granule assembly. Gene Ontology annotation, cellular component: cytoplasmic stress granule.
AUGGUCGCUCCUAAGAAACCCCAGAGUGAAAUUGGGAACAACAGCAACAAGUUGAACAAUAUGCCCUACAACAAGAGAGAAUCGGCCAUGGGUGGUAAGCCCGACGGAAAGGGCCCCAACGGCGCCCGAUCUGGAUUCAGAACCGAUACCGCCAUAUCCAACAAUCGACCAGGCAACGAACGAACCCUUCAGCCAUGGGUCCCCGACUCCGGUGACGGCAUUGACGGUAGUUUGGAGAAGUCCUCCAGCAGCGGAGGAACUUGGGAUCAGUUCGCCGAGAAUGAGCGGCUCUUCGGCCUCAAGACGGACUAUGACGAGAAUAUUUACACCACUACCAUUGACAAAAGCCACCCUCAAUACCGAGAGCGCAUGGCCGCUGCGGAUCGCAAGGCUCGCGAGAUUGAGCGAAGCUUGGCCACCACGGCGCACGUAGCGGAGGAGCGCGUGAUGGACUUUGUCAGCGGCGGCGGCGAUGAUCGUGGUGGUGACGAAGAAGACAAGUAUAGCGGAGUUCGCCGCCAAGACUUCCCGCCCUUGUCCAGCCGCGAGAACAAGUACACCCCUCCCGCGAAACGAGCACCUUCUGCGAAUACAACGGUUGUUGGCGCUCCCAUUGAUCCUGCGAUCAUCUCAUCGCAGUUAAGAGCGCCUCCGAAGAAACAGACCACCGUAAAGCCAGAGGAUGCUAAGCUCCUGAGCCAGCUCGUCAACAAAGGGACUUCUGCCCAGUCUACUGAGGCAAUCAAGGCCGCCGACCCGACUGCUUCCACCAAGUCUUCUCCGAAGCAAGAGCCGACCAAACAGCCCGAGGUCAAGCCGUCAGAGACGAAGCCAGCUACUGCGAAGACCAGCGAUGCCAAGGCCGCUGACAGUUCAGCCGCUGCGUCCCGUCCCUCUGCAGCUACGAGCCGGACCAUCUCCCCUCGGGUCAAAGAGGGCGCGCCAAGCGCGGCUUUGACUGUGGAACGCGACGUUCUUAACUCUUUCAAGACUUUUGCCAGCCAACAGCGGCAAAAUGCUGAGAAGGUUCGGAGCAGUAAGGCAAAGGCCGACAAGGAAGUCAAAUUGACGGAGCUGAAGAAGUUUGCCGACACCUUCAAGCUGUCGACCCCUGUCCCAACCGACCUUAUUUCCAUUAUCGCCAAAGAUCCCGAUAGACAAAAGGAGAUCCAGGCCAAGGCGCUCCAGAAUGCGGAGGAAGUUGCUCGCACAAAGACCACGCCGACUAUCAAGGGUAAGGACACUCCGCCAAAGGAAGGCACAUCAAAGCCUCCUCCAGAUGCUCCGGCAACACAAGCUCCCGCCGAGACAAGGAGCACUGCACGCCCAACGCCUGCGCAACAGACCAUAUCUCCCUCCAACGUCCCGAGCCGCCAUCCCAAUGCGCGCCAGUCUUACGCCAGCCCUCAGUACCAUAACCAAGGUUACAGGAACGACAGAUCCGGUCAACACAUGGCUCAACAGAGCCGUCAGCCUCUGGCCCAGCGCUUGCGCAACGUGGAACAGCAGAAGAUGUCGCAGUCGCCUAACCAGCAUGCUGGUGGCCAAGAUAUGCGCAUGCCGCCAACUGGGCCCGCGAGUAAUAACACUGAAGCAUUCCGGCGCGCCGGCGCUGUCCCAAACCAUAUGGGGGGAAAGUUGAACCCUAACAGUCACGAAUUUAGACCGAAUCCGUUCGCGACGUCGUUCAACCCCAACGGACAUCCCAGUGCCGGAUCAAGCCCUCGCUCCGCUGCUGCAAACAACGCUGGUGCUGCCGCCGGACCCGGGGCUGCUGCUAUUACCGGUGCUGCUGCCGCUGCCGUUGAAGCGACGUCAACCCCUUCCUCCACUGGACAGCUCAUUCGUCGGAAGACGAAAGCCGUCGAUAUCAAAAAGUGUUACAUUCUUGCCCAUGUUAAGACGUUUACGCCCCCUCAAGGUCGGAACUGGGAGGAUAACGAGGGGCUAAGACCCUCUUACGACACUCCGCCGACCUGGAGAGCGCCUUCGGACAACGAGAAGCCCGACUCUACGAUGCUCAUUACCUCCAAGGAGUUCUUGGAGCGCCAGUCGUUCGCCGCGUCGUCGAUCGCCACGCCGAACCACACGCACGUCGUGCCGAGUGCCCACCAGCAUCAGCUUCCAUUCCAUUUGCAGCAGCCUGCCCACGGCAUGGGUCCGCGCCAGUCGCCGCACAUGCCGCCCAUGCCCAUACAGAACCAGCAUGGUCACGUUCCCCACACGCCGUACCAGAACAUGGAUGACCACCGGAUGAUGCAUUCGAAUUCGGCACAGUCGUUCGCCUCUCCUCGGAUGACCCAAGUCCCGAUCACUUACACGCCGGCAAUGAGCUCGACCGGCCAGGUUCCUUACAAUCAGCCGAUGAUGCAGCCGUUUGUCGGACCGGGCACACCUCAGAUGGGUGGUUACCGGAACUUCUCCAACAACCAUCAAUACAUGCCGCAACAGCCUGGUGGUCCAAUGGGAGCGCCGAUGAUGCCCCAGUUCAUGAACCCUCAGGGGAUGGUUCCGGCUCCUGGACAGAUGCCCAUGUAUGCCGGAAGCCACACCCAGUUCAUGUCUCCGAACGGCGCACCGCCUCAGCCCAUCCCCGGGGCCAACGGCUACCCCAGCCCCGGGCGCCCGUCAGCACCUAUGAUGGUUCACCAAGGGUCUCAGCAGGGACAGCCCGUGUACGGCAUGAGCCCCAACGUGCAGUACCAGCAGCCUGCGUUCACCCCGCAGCAACCCGGCGGUCAGGUUGGCAACGUCCGUGGGUACAAUAGCCCUGGACCCCAACACUUCGGAACAAGCCCCUCGCAAAUGCAUCAGUACGGAGCGCAGCAUCGUAGUGGGAGCAACAGCUAUGGAGCCAAACCCUUCAACAACCACGGGCAGCAUCAUGGUCCCCAACAAGUUUCCCCAGUGCCUGCCAGCGGACCUGGUCGUGCUCCUGACGGCACCGAGGAAGCCAAAUGA